Pristis pectinata (smalltooth sawfish) is the source of this 9103-nucleotide messenger RNA. RefSeq names its product inositol 1,4,5-trisphosphate receptor, type 3 (gene itpr3). The coding region runs from base 307 to 8319 and encodes 2670 amino acids. NCBI's taxonomy places the organism in Eukaryota, Metazoa, Chordata, Chondrichthyes, Rhinopristiformes, Pristidae. Gene Ontology annotation, molecular function: inositol 1,4,5-trisphosphate-gated calcium channel activity; inositol 1,4,5 trisphosphate binding. The record is from RefSeq and is a predicted model, not a curated record. The transcript is spliced from 58 exons. Gene Ontology annotation, cellular component: membrane; endoplasmic reticulum. Gene Ontology annotation, biological process: calcium ion transmembrane transport.
UGAUAAGAAGUUGAAGCAGAUACUAAAAAACUUCCUGUAUUAUAUUUCUGCUUUUCUAUUGGACGCAGGUGGCCACAUCGUCGGAGGAGCGAUCAUGCAAAUAUUCGCAGCUCAGUUUUGAUCUCUGCCUCUCACGUUGGGUAUUGACAGCGAGGGUGGGGAGAUGUCGGGGAGGCAGGCUGCACCAUUGCCUUCCAGAGUUUAAACUUUUGGGCGAAACUUUUGUUCCAGCUCAUGAUUUCCCCACGUGGACUACUGUGAAUCUCCCAACGAAAGACGGCGGGACUGCACAAAGAGUAGAUCGCAAUGUCUGAAAUGUCAAGUUUUUUGCAUGUUGGUGAUAUCGUGUCUCUGUAUGCGGAAGGCUCCGUGAAUGGCUUCAUUAGUACUUUGGGGUUGGUGGAUGAUAGGUGUGUCGUAGAGCCAGGAGCUGGAGACCUGGAAAAUCCUCCCAAAAAAUUUAGAGAUUGUCUUUUCAAGGUAUGUCCUAUGAACCGCUACUCAGCUCAAAAACAGUACUGGAAAGCAAAGCAAGCAAAGCAGGACAAAGAAAAAUUUGCAGAUAUUGCAUUGUUGCAGAAGCUUCAGCAUGCUGCUGAGCUGGAACAGAAGCAGAAUGAAACGGAAAAUAAGAAAGUUCAUGGAGAGGUGAUAAAAUAUGGCAGUGUGGUGCAGCUGCUGCACAUGAAAAGUAAUAAGUACUUGACAGUGAACAAAAGACUACCAGCCCUCUUGGAGAAGAAUGCCAUGAGAGUCACCUUGGAUGCCACAGGGAACGAAGGUUCUUGGUUAUUCAUUCAGCCAUUUUGGAAACUAAGAAGCAAUGGAGACAAUGUGGUGGUUGGAGACAAAGUGAUCUUGAAUCCAGUCAAUGCUGGACAGCCAUUGCACGCAAGCAAUUACGAACUGCUUGACAAUGCAGGCUGUCAGGAGGUAAACUCUGUGAAUUGCAACACAAGCUGGAAGAUAAAUCUCUUCAUGAAGUACAAUGACUACAUGGAAGAUGCUUUGAAAGGGGGUGAUGUAGUAAGGUUGUUUCAUGCCGAACAAGAGAAGUUUCUCACAUGUGAUGAAUACAAAUCCAAGCUGCAUGUCUUUCUGCGUACAACACUGCGUCAGUCUGCCACCUCAGCAACAAGCUCAAAUGCUCUCUGGGAAGUUGAGGUUGUCCACCAUGACCCUUGCAGAAGUGGUGCUGGCCAUUGGAACAGCCUCUACAGGUUCAAACAUUUAGCCACAGGCCAAUACUUGGCUGCUGAGGAAAACACAAGUUACAAAGGAGAUGCCUUGGAUUCGAAAGUUGCGGCAGAACCUAAAAUGCUGAAUCGAACCAGCAAGAGAAAAGGAGGGGACAAGAUCAAGUACAGACUUGUGGCCGUUCCACAUGGAAAUGACAUUGCAAGUUUGUUUGAACAAGAUCCAACUACUCUGCAAAAAAUGGAUUCAUUUGUUCCCAGGAAUUCAUUUGUGAGAUUACGGCAUCUAUGCACCAACACGUGGAUUCAGAGCACAAAUAUUCCCAUUGAUACCGAUGAAGAGAGACCUAUAAGACUUAUGCUUGGAACAUGCCCCAACAAGGAAGAUAAAGAAGCUUUUGCCAUCGUCUCUGUUCCAGUUUCAGAAAUUCGGGACUUGGACUUUGCAAAUGAUGCCAGCAAAAUCCUGGGAACGAUUGUUGAAAAAUUAGAGCAAGGAACCUUAAAUCACAAUGACCGAAGGUUUGCAAUUAAAUUAUUGGAGGAUCUUGUGUUCUUUGUUGCGGAUGUUCCCAACAAUGGUCAGAAUGUUCUGGACAUCGUCAUGACAAAACCCAACAGAGAAAGGCAAAAACUGAUGCGAGAACAAAAUAUACUGAAACAGAUAUUUGGAAUCCUGAAGGUUCCUUUUGAAGAUAAAGGAGAAGGGCCAAUGUUAAAAUUGGAGGAGUUGGCUGAUCAGAAGAAUGCACCAUAUCAGUACAUGUUCCGCCUCUGUUACAGAGUGCUUCGGCACUCACAGGAUGACUACAGGAAAAACCAGGAACACAUAGCCAAGCAGUUUGGAGUGAUGCAGUCCCAGAUUGGUUUUGACAUUUUGGCUGAAGACACAAUCACAGCUCUGCUCCACAAUAACAGAAAACUGUUGGAACAGCAUAUUACAAAGACAGAGAUUGAAACCUUUGUCACACUAGUGAGGAAGAACAGAGAACCUAGAUUUUUAGAUUAUUUGUCAGAUCUCUGUGUGUCAAAUCACGUUGCCAUUCCGGUAACCCAAGAGCUAAUCUGCAAAUGCGUGCUGGAUCCAAAGAAUGAAGACAUUCUCAUCAAAACUGAGUUGAGGCCAGUGAAGGAGAUGCAACAGUCUUCAGACUACAUGACUAUGGAGGAGUUUGAAGAUGAAGUUUGGCUGAUCUGGACAGACAAAACUAAUGAAGUUCAGGAGAAGAGCAUCAGGCAGCUUGCUCAAGAGGCAAGAGCUGGCAAUGUUCAUGAUCAAAACAUCUUGACUUAUUACAGGUAUCAGCUGAAGCUCUUUGCAAUGAUUUGUUUGGAUCGUCAGUAUUUGGCAAUUGGUGAAAUUUCGAAGCAACUGCAUGUGGAACUGAUAUAUCUGUGCAUGGCUGAUGAAGCAUUGCCAUAUGAUAUUCGGGCUUCAUUCUGCAAUCUGAUGUUACAUGUGCACGUCAUUCGGGACCCCCAAGAAUUGGUAACACCAGUAAAAUUUGCUCGGCUAUGGACUGAGAUUCCGACAUCAAUUAGUAUCAAAGAUUAUGAUUCAAAUUUGAAUGGCUCACGGGAUGACAAAAAGAACAAAUUCACAAAUACUAUGGACUUCAUGGAAGAGUACCUCAAUCUUGUGGUGAGCGAAGUACUUCCAUUUUCCGAUGAGGAAAAGAACAAGCUCACAUAUGAGGUGGUAAGCUUGGCUAGACAUCUGAUUUAUUUUGGUUUCUACAGCUUCGCUGAGCUCUUGAGACUGACUAGGACACUCCUUGGUAUUAUAGAUUGCAUUCAAGAUCCCAGUGUUACAGAUGCAAUGUAUCAGGAAGAGAGCGCUGGCAAAAGUAUGAAGAAAUCCAUCCAUGGAGUUGGACAGAUUGUAUCCACUAUGGUUCUAAAUAGAAAACAAUCUCUCUUUAAUCCUGUUCCAACUCCUGGUCCCAGGAUAGAGCCACCAAUAAAGUCAAAGGAUAUUCCUGACAGUAAAAACAUCACUGUUAUGGAUACAAAGCUGAAAAUCCUGGAGAUUUUACAGUUCAUCCUUAAUGUCAGGUUAGACUUCAGAAUUUCAUACCUGCUGUCAGUGUUCAAAAAGGAAUUUGAUGAAAGUGAAACUGCCUCAGAGAGUGCAGCUGAGGGUCCCACCAACCCAUUCCUGGAAUCAACAGUCUCAACAGUCAACUUGGAUCGUAUCGGGGAGCAAGCAGAAUUUAUGUUUGUGGUUGGUAAAGGCUCCAAUGCUCUGGAGGUGGAUGAUGAGGGGGGCAAGAUGUUUCUGAGAGUGCUCAUUCACCUGACCAUGCACGAUUAUCCACCGCUUGUUUCUGGUUCACUGCAGUUACUUUUCAAACACUUCAGCCAAAGACAGGAGCUGCUUGCCACCUUCAAACAGGUCCAACUCCUUAUAUCUCCGCAAGAUGUGGAGAACUAUAAAUUGAUCAAAUCUGAUUUGGAUCGUCUGCGUACGAUGGUGGAAAAGUCGGAGCUUUGGGUGGACAAGAAGAACAGAGUAGGAGCUGAAGGCAAAAAGCCAAAGUCAGAGGAAACUGGCGAUGAUACUGCUGCUUCCCCAAUGACAUCAGGAGGAAAAACUAGUGGGAAUUAUCAAGAAGUCAAAGAUAUUUUGGAGCGUCUGAAUAAAAUGUGUGGUGUUGGUGAACAAGCGAGAAGAAAACAGCAGAGGCUGAUGAAAAAUAUGGGUGCUCAUAAAGUAAUGCUGGAUCUUCUUCAGGUACCUUAUGACAAGAAUGAUGCAAAAAUGUGUGAGAUUUUGAAGUACACACACCAAUUCCUUCAGAAGUUCUGUGCUGGAAGUCCUGAGAAUCAAACUCUACUUUACAAGCACCUGAACCUGUUCUUAACUUCAGGGCUCUUGGAGGCAGAGACCAUGCAGCAUAUUUUCAUGAACAACUAUCAGCUGUGUUCUGAGAUAAGCGAAACAGUCUUGCAGCACUUUGUGCACUGCUCAGCAACGCAUGGCCGUCACGUGAAGUAUCUCGAGUUUCUGCACACCAUAAUAAAAGCUGAGGGGAAGUAUGUCAAAAAGUGUCAAGAUAUGGUGAUGACAGAGCUGACCAGUGCGGGUGACGAUGUUGUUGUGUUCUACAAUGACAAGGCCUCCUUUGCUACCAUGUUGGAAAUGAUGAAUGCAGCCAGAGAUGGUGUAGAAGAGAACAGCCCCCUUGCAUAUCAUAUCUCACUGGUGGAGUUGCUUGCGGCCUGUGCUGAGGGCAAGAAUGUUUACACUGAAAUCAAAUGUACCUCCCUGCUGCCUUUGGAGGAUAUUGUACGAGUGGUCACUCAUGAGGAUUGCAUAACAGAGGUGAAAAUUGCCUAUGUCAAUUUUGUGAAUCAUUGUUAUGUUGACACGGAAGUGGAAAUGAAGGAGAUUUACACCAGUAACCACAUCUGGAAACUUUUUGAGAGCUUCACAGUGGAUAUAGCACAGGUUUGCAAUAAAAGAGAGAAAAGACUUUCAGAUCCCAUUCUGGAGAAAUACGUAGUGAAUGUUGCCAUGGAUACCAUGAGUGCAUUCUUCAGUUCUCCGUUCUCUGAAAACAGCACAUCACUGCAGACACACCAGUCCAUUGUUGUGAAGCUGCUACAGUCCACAUGUCGGCUUCUAGAUUGCUCGUGGCUACAGCAGCAGCAAAAGCCUUCAGUGGAAAACUGUAUUAGGACAUUGGCUCUAAUGGCAAAAAUCCGUUCAAUACACCUUCCAAUGGACCUGCACGCUCAGGCAGGCAACUUGUUAAACAACCAGUUACUGGUGUGUCAGAGGAAUGCUCCAAACUUUAAGACAAAUCCUCGAGCUUUCACUCGUGCUGGAGGCACACCGCAGCAGUUGGACUACAAGAAUAUCAUUGAGAAGCUACAGGAUAUCGUUGUCACUCUGGAAGAUCGGCUACAGCCACUGGUAGAGGCUGAGCUCUCUGUUCUUGUUGAUGUCAUGCAUAAGCCGGAGCUGUUGUUCGCAGAAGGAACAGAAGCUAGGGAGCGCUGUGAAAGUGGAAAAUUUAUCUUUAAACUAAUUGAACACACUAAGAACCUGAUGUCAACAGAAGAGAGGCUUUGCAUCAAAGUUCUCCGCAUCCUUCAAGAAAUGUUGGUCAAAAAGAGCAACUUUGGAGAUCGGGGAAAUGAGUUGAGAAAAACUCUUCUGAGCUGCUACCUUUAUAACAAGAAGUCGAACUCAAAGAACGACUCCAGUGAUCUUUGCUUUGCAGAUCCUGAUAAGUCCCAGGAUUGGAAUUCAAUAUACCCUAUCCAGUGCCGUCUCGACCGAGAAGGAGCCACAAAACUGGUUUCAGAUCUCAUCAUAAACUCCAAAAGUGACAAGAUUUUCCAGGAGAGUGUUUUAUUAGCCAUUGCCCUGCUGGAUGGAGGAAAUACAGAAAUUCAGAAUUCUUUCCAUGCUCUUAUGACCGGUGACAGUAAAUCAGAGAAGUUUUUUAAAGUGCUUAAUAAUCGCAUUAAGGCUGCUCAGCAAGAAAUCAAAGCGACUGUUUCAGUCAACAUGAAUGACCAGGGAAGCAAAACGACAAAGGAUGCACAUGACAAAACACAUGCCAUCGCAGGAGCUGUUCAGAAAGGAAAAGAUGUCCAUGUUUUGUUGGCAACUGCUCAUAACCGAUCACAGAUGAGCAAAUCAGCAGAUACUGAACACCGGCAGAAGGGAAAUGAAAUAAGUCCAGCAGUGGCAAUAAUGCAGCCCAUCUUACGGUUUCUACAGCUUCUGUGUGAAAACCAUAACAGUAACCUUCAGAAUCUCCUCCGCUGUCAAAACAACAAGACAAAUUACAACUUAGUGUGUCAGACUCUGCAGUUAUUGGAUAUCAUGUGUGGAAGCACAACUGGAGGCCUGGGUUUGCUUGGACUGUAUAUCAAUGAAAAUAAUGUGCUUCUUAUUAUCCAGACACUAGAGACACUAACAGAGUAUUGUCAAGGUCCUUGCACUGAGAACCAGACUUGCAUUGUAACGCAUGAGUGCAAUGGAAUUGACAUUAUUACUGCGCUAAUCCUGAAUGAUAUCAGUCCACUCUGCAAGUACAGGAUGGACCUGGUGCUACAGCUAAAGGACAAUGCUUCAAAGCUUUUACUUGCACUCAUGGAAAGUAGGUAUGACACUGAAAACGCAGAGAGGAUCCUCUUCAAUAUGAGGCCCCAAGAAUUGGUUGAUGUUAUAAAGAAGGCCUACAACCAAGAAGAAGAAUGUGAGAAUUCAGAGGUUUCCCCAAGAAACGUGGGACACAAUAUUUAUAUCUUAGCUUUGCAGCUGUCACGCCACAACAAACAGCUGCAGCAGUUAUUGAAGCCAAUCAAGCGAGUACAAGAGGAUGUGGAAGAAGGUAUUUCACUGCUUAUGCUCAAUAAUAUGCAAAUGCUGAAAACAGGUCAUCAGCCGCCCCAAGAACAGGAAGAUCCUUUGACAUACUAUUCAAAACACACAGCACAAAUAGAGAUUAUUCGGAGUGACCGCAAUAUGGAGCAGAUUGUAUUCCCCAUGCCAAGCAUUUGCAAAUAUUUAACUGUUGAGUCAAAGCAGAGAGUCAUCAACACCACUGAACAGGAUGAGCAAGGCAGCAAAGUCAGCGACUUCUUUGAAAAGACCAACUUUUUAUACAAUGAAAUGAUUUGGCAGAAGAAACUCAGAAGUAUGCCCCUGCUGUACUGGUUCUCCAGGAGAAUGACUCUAUGGGGCAGCAUCUCCUUCAACCUUGCUGUGUUUAUCAAUCUUGUCAUUGCCUUUUUCUAUCCAUAUGGAGAAGCAACUUCAAUGGGAGCCUUUGAUUCAUCCUUUCUCUCACUUGUCUUUUGGGGUGUGAUAGGCUUCUCAGUCGUUUCUUUGUUUACCAAGAGAUAUGGUCUCAGACCAUUAAUAAUAGCACUGAUAAUUCGAUCUAUAUAUUACAUUGGAAUAGGCCACACGUUGAUAACACUGGGAUUACUUAACCUCAUCAACAAAAUUGUGUAUCUGGUCAGUUUUGUGGGCAAUGGUGGGAAAUUUAUCAUUGGAUACAAGGCUAUGAUCAUGGACAUGGAGUUCCUUUAUCAUGUUGGAUAUAUAGUGACAAGCGUGCUGGGGCUUUUUGUGCAUGAAUUUUUUUAUAGUAUCCUGCUGUUUGACUUGAUCUACAGAGAAGAGACUCUGUUUAAUGUCAUAAAAAGUGUUACACGUAAUGGACGCUCCAUCCUCUUGACAGCUGUGCUUGCUCUCAUCCUUGUCUACCUCUUCUCAAUUGUGGGCUUCCUCUUCCUAAAGGAUGACUUCAUUUUAGAAGUUGACAGGUUACCAAGCACAAAGCCUUCAGGUUCCUUUGAAGCCCAAGGACUUGCAAUGAAGGAUUUCAUUAACUCUUGUGCUGCUGAUGAUAUUAAUUGUUCUGCAGGCAUCCAGGACAGUAUGACACAAGAUGAGGAAGAGAGUGACAAAGAGCGUGCCUGUGACACCCUUUUGAUGUGUAUAGUAACAGUAUUGAAUCAUGGUCUGCGUAAUGGAGGUGGUGUUGGAGAUGUACUUAGGCAGCCUUCAAAAGAUGAGGCACUGUUCCCUGCACGUGUUAUCUUUGAUCUGCUUUUUUACUUCAUUGUUAUCAUCAUUGUGCUGAACCUGAUCUUUGGCGUUAUUAUUGACACAUUUGCUGAUUUGAGAAGUGAGAAACAAAAGAAGGAAGAAAUCCUCAAGUCGACCUGCUUUAUCUGUGGCCUUGAACGGGAUAAGUUUGACAACAAGACAGUGUCAUUUGAAGAGCACAUUAAAAUUGAACACAACAUCUGGAAUUAUUUAUACUUCAUUGUGUUGGUUCAUGUGAAAAAAAGGACUGAUUACACUGGGCCAGAAAGCUAUGUUGCUCAAAUGAUAAAGACCAAAAACCUGGAUUGGUUUCCACGCAUGCGUGCUAUGUCCCUGGUCUGUAAUGAAGGGGAAGGAGAACAGAAUGAACUUCGAAAUCUACAGGAGAAGCUAUUCUUGACAAUGAAGCUGGUAACAAUUCUCACAAAUCAACUUACAGAUCUAAAGGAACAGAUGACAGAACAAAGGAAACGAAGGCAGAGAAUGGGAUUUGUGGAUGUACAAGGCAACCCAACUAACGUAAACCAUCAGAUGGCUAAAGUAUGAAAAACUCCAUAGCAUUAUGAUUGGUGUCCACAAUAUCACUGUCGAAGAAUAUCGUGCAUUAUUGACAUCUUGCUUCACAACAAAAGGAAAACUGAAUGGUAAAUUAUAAUAAAACAAAAUAGAAAAUUCUAUGGGACAUGGAAGAUAUGCUAAAAUAAGGAAACUACAUUUUGCAAACUACAUGUGAAUUUAAUAAUUUGUAAAUUAAAACUGAGUUUGGUUCUUGGGGAAGGGAUGUGGUUUGAUGUUACAGGUUUUGGUGAUGAUGUCAGGUGCAAUACUUUAUGUUAAAAUAUGCGACUAUUACUAUUUUCUUACUGUGGGUUUUAUGUAUUUUGAAAGCUUGUGAUGUACAAAGUUAUUAAUUUCUAUGUUUUACAUUUUGGUAAAAUUGGAAAACUUGAAGAAAUCUUCUGAUUGCCUGCCUCAGGCAGGGAAAUAUUACCACCCUAUGAAUCUUCCACUACUAACUUCCUCUGUUGGUUGCUGUAGCAUGUUUUGAAUCAAAAUCAUUAACUGCAGUGUCUAAACCCACAGGUUAAUACUGGAAUAGGAGACUGAACAGUGUUGCCUCAUGAUUUAAUCACUAUCCCGGGAAUGAGCUUGUGUGUGUGCACUCCCUGUAGCCAAAUCUAAAUGUGCAUAUGCAGUGCCAAUGCUAAUAUUCUUGCAUGCACAGAAUACAUUGGCGACACUACCAUUGAAAUUAAUUCUCAGUAUGGAAUCUACAAAAUUAUCAGUGUCCACUUGAGAGAUGUAUUCUAAUAAACUUCAUUUUAAACUA